AUGUCAUAAAUCCUAAGAUACCAAGGCAAAUUGAUCUAAUAUAGGAAGAUUUAAUUUACUAUUAAAAAUUUGUAAUACUUAUAUUAAAGUGAAUGUUUAAAGAUUACUAUAUCAUAAAAUAUUAAUUAAGUAAAUCUAUAUUACGUAUACAGUGAAUUAUCUAAACAGAUAUAAACGCAAAACUAAAUAUAUAUUUCAAAAUAAUUAAAAGUUAUAGCAAAUCAUAACACUAUUUUUAAGAUAGCUAAGGCAGACCAAAGAAUGAACACAUUUGGAUAAAAUUUCAAUUUAAAUAAGGUUUUAAAGGAAACUGAUUACUCAAAAAGAAAAACCAAAAUAGUUUGUACAUUAGGCCCUUAAAGCUCUAGUGUAGAAAUGAUAUGCAAGCUUCUUGAUUCAGGAAUGAAUGUUGCAAGAAUUACUUAUUGUCAUGGAUUAAAGCAAUUUUAUGAAACAGUAAUUAGCAAUUUGAAAUAAGCAUUCAAACUCAGAAAAAGCAUUCAAUGUUCUAUUAUGUUAGAUACAAGGGGUCCAGAUAUUAGAACUUCUUUACUAAAGGAUAAAAAACCUAUUGAAAUAAAGAAAGGAUAAAAAUUAAAAAUAAUGGAUGAGCAGCCAGAAUAUGAAGGAGAUGAGUAAGGGAUAGGUUGUUCUAUAGCUCUUUCAAAAUUAGUUUAAGUUGGAUAACAUGUGUUAUUAUCAGAUAAUACAAUAUAUUCUCAUGUUGUUGAAGUAAAUGAGUCUGAUAUUGUUGUCUAGUUUGAAAAUGAGGGAAUUUUAAACGAAGUAAAAAAUGUAAGACUUCCAGGUGUUAAAAUAGAUUUGCCAACAAUAAGUGAAGAAGAUGAAGAUUUUAUCAUUUCAUAAGGAUUAGAAAAAGGUGUAGAUUUUAUAGCUGUAUCUUUCGUACGUAGUGGGGAAGAUAUUGAAUAUGUAAGAGAUCUUUUAUCUCCUAGAGGGGAGCAUAUUAAAAUCAUAGCAAAAAUUGAAAAUAUAGAAGGUAUGGAGAACUUUGAAGAUAUUUUAAAAAGUUCUGAUGGUAUUAUGGUAGCAAGAGGUGACUUAGGUAUGGUCAUCCCAGCAUAGAAAGUUUUCGUUGCCUAAAAAUGGAUGAUAGAUCGCUGUCUUGAAGUUGGUAAACCUGUAAUUACUGCAACAUAGAUGAUGGAAAGUAUGGUAAAAAAUCCAAGACCAACUAGAGCUGAAGCUAGUGAUGUAGCUAAUGCAGUUUUAGAUGGCACAGAUGCUGUCAUGCUAUCUACAGAAACAUCUGUAGGGUAAUAUCCUUGUGAAUGUGUCGAAAUUACCUCUUAAAUUGCUAGAGAAGCAGAAAUGUGUUACAAUAAUGCAGACAACUUUUUCAAAAGAACAAAACUGAUAAGAGAAAUUUCUGACACUGAGAGUAUGGCAACUAGUGCAGUAUAAAUGAGUUUUGAUUUAAAAGCACCUAUUAUUGUUGUUUUUACAAUGUAUGGAGAGAUGGCUAGAUUAAUAUCUAAAUAUAGACCAACAGCUCACGUGAUUGUUGUAAGCAAUGAACCUGGAACAAUCAAAGCUUUAACCUUAAGCCAUGGCAUUAUUAGUCUCAAAGUUCCUUCGUUUUAAGGUAUUGAAAAGCUUAUAGAUUAUGCUAUCAAUCGUGCUAAAGAAUUAAAUUUAUGUAAGAAGGGGAAUAAAGUUAUAGUCGUAAUGGGAAGUGAAGAAGAGGAUUAAGAUUAAAGUGAUAUCUUAAAAGUAAAAACUGUGUCAUGA
This is a messenger RNA of Tetrahymena thermophila SB210, 1752 nucleotides long. Its product is annotated as pyruvate kinase complex alpha subunit. NCBI's taxonomy places the organism in Eukaryota, Ciliophora, Oligohymenophorea, Hymenostomatida, Tetrahymenidae. Gene Ontology annotation, molecular function: pyruvate kinase activity; potassium ion binding; magnesium ion binding. The transcript is spliced from 12 exons. Gene Ontology annotation, biological process: glycolytic process. Gene Ontology annotation, cellular component: cytoplasm. The record is from RefSeq and is a predicted model, not a curated record.